AUGACAAAUCACCACUCAAAGGAAUCAAUCAAGUUUUUUGGGAGUCUAAUUGAUCCUGAAAAUGUUGAAGACCUCCAAAGAACCAAAACAGAUAUUGAAAAUAACAUCUCUAAGAUUCUUGAGCUUAUUAAGAACAAAAGCCAUAGCAAAGAAGAUGAUGAGAACCACAAACAUUCUACAAGUGGGACAGAACUUGUUGGGUUAAUAGAGGAUUUAUACAAGAAGCAACAAUCACUUUAUGCCAUAUAUGAUUGUGUCAUUGAAGAGUUUGAGAAAGUAGUUUCUCGCAAAAGAAUCAAGAAGGUUGCAAUGUCUUCCUCUGACUCGGACUCUGAAUACUUUUCCCCAGAGGAAGUAGAUGGCAUUAAGAGAAAGUCAGAAAAAGAAUAUUACAGUGUAUCUUAUCUUGGCACCCUUAAGCAAGAAUCUGAUAGAGGUGAUUGUACAGAUGAGGUUCCUAAGAUUGAAGCAACAAAGUUUGAGGAACAAUUAACUUCACUAGCGAAAGAGGUUGAGAGUUUGAGCCAGCAAAAAAAGAAUCUAGAACUUCAAGUUGAAAGCCAGACACAUGAAGUUAAGCAUCUAACCUUGAAGAACAUUGAGUUGUAUGACCAAGUAUCAGAACUUGAGUUGUUGUUGAAAAGGGAAAAAGGUGUGGUAUCAGAUCUACAAACACAACUAAAUAACAGCGAGAGCCAAGCAAACUUAGCAAAGUCCAAUGUUGCAAAUUUGAUGGCAAAGAUCAAUGAGCUAGAACUAGAGACCAAAUCCCUACAAACACAAAAAAAUCAAAUGGGAGAAAAAAUAAAAUGUGACAAAAAUGAAGCAUUAACCCAAAGAGAGGACUUGAUGGAGCAGCUCAAUGCCAUGCAACAAAGGCUAGAUUACAUAGAAAAUGAGAAAAGGGAACUAGAAGUUGAGAUGGAAAGCCAAAGGGAACAAAUUUCUCAACACCUUAUUCAAAUAGAAAAUGUGAAGGACAAAUUAUCUGAAAUGAGAUCGGUUGAGCACAAUAUGGUGGAAGAGAAAGAGGGGUUUCUUGAGAAGCUAAAGGAUCUAGAACUAAAUUUGGAAAUUCAAAACAACCAGAAAAAUGAAUUGGAAGAGAAGUUGAGAGCCACAAGUUACGAGGUUAAACAACUGGCAGAUGAAAACAAGGCCCUUCAAGACAGAAAUCAUGAACUGAGAACAACAAUGACACAGAAAGGGGAAGAGAUCUCCAUUUUUAUGAGAGAACAUGAAAACCAUAAGAAUGGAGCUUCCAUGGAGGUUAUGGCUUUAAAAGAAAAACUUAACGGUAUGAGACUUGAGCUAGAUACUAUGCGUGAACAGAAAAACAAGCUGGAGCUACAAAAUGAACGAAGCCAAAAGGAAUAUGCUGAAAGCCUGGCAAAGGUGGAGACUUUGAACACCAACUUAGCAACCCAAAUAGACGAUCAAGCGAAAACGAUUGAACGAGUCAACGAGGAGAACAAACAAGCCAAAAUUGUGUAUAGUAAAUUGAAGUUGAUUCAGGUAACAGCAGAAAGGAAAAUGAAUGAACUUGCAGAAGAGUUUCGAAGGAAAAUGGAAGACAACAUCAGGUUAUUGCACCAAAGGAUCCACGUGGCAGAACAACUGAACAACGAGAACAAAUACAGUUGCAAAGUAACAAAGCAGAGGUAUGAGGAAGAGAACAAGAAUUUAGGACUGAAAAUUGCGAGUUACAAAGAGGAAAAGACAACGCGUGUUCCAAUUGGGUUUGAAUUGGUUGCACUAAACAGAUUGGAUUUGGUGGUUGAGAAGGUUGAGGAGCACAUGAGUCGCAUGGCUAGAAUGAGGUGUGAGGUUGAGUUUGUGAAGGAUUGGAUGAGGGAAAGGAAUGGAGAAGUGAAAGAGCAGAGAGAAAACGUGGAUUGUCUUAGGGAGUUGUUGAACAAAAAGGAAGAGCAAGAAUUGGUGUUAAGGGAGAAUGUGUGGAAAUUAGAGGCAAAUGUAAGCAAGGAGGGAGGGGAGAAGUUGAACCUAAGGAAACAAGUGAGCCAGCUUGAGAAGAAAGUGGGGAAAUUGGAUAAAAUUUUGAAAGAGAAGGAUGAGGAGUUGAUUAGCCUUGGGGAAAAGAAAAGGGAAGCAAUAAGACAACUUUGUUUUGUGGUUGAGUUUCAUAGAGAUCGUUAUAACUAUCUAAAGGACAUGGUUGCCAAAAAAGGGUAAAUAACAUGACAUGAGCUUGGGAAAGAAAAAAGAGUCAAGAAUCUCUCCAAGAAGCUUAUUGUUGUACAUGGUGUAUGGAACUCUGAUCGUGUGCACUAAUAUUUUUUUUUCUUUCUAUGCGACUGGCAUAUUGAAUUUUAUAGUCGCAUUUUUUUCCUUUUUUGUUUGGUACAAAUUGAAUUGUAA
Messenger RNA from Glycine soja, 2379 nucleotides. Its product is annotated as COP1-interactive protein 1-like. The transcript is spliced from 2 exons. Lineage: Eukaryota; Viridiplantae; Streptophyta; Magnoliopsida; Fabales; Fabaceae. The record is from RefSeq and is a predicted model, not a curated record. Bases 1 to 2193 code for a protein of 730 amino acids. Gene Ontology annotation, molecular function: actin binding.